Messenger RNA from Phasianus colchicus (ring-necked pheasant), 1915 nucleotides. It is a transcript of the gene MED28, whose product is annotated as mediator complex subunit 28. The record is from RefSeq and is a predicted model, not a curated record. Gene Ontology annotation, cellular component: mediator complex. Lineage: Eukaryota; Metazoa; Chordata; Aves; Galliformes; Phasianidae.
UCCCGUCUCCGCCUGGGCCCGAGGAACGCCCCUCAGGAGCCUCCCGCCUCCGCCGUCGGCCGCUGCGCGCAUGCGCGGCUCCGCAGCCAGCAGCCGUGCGCCAUGGCGGGCGCGCUGGGCGGGAUGUUCGCCAACCAACCGCCGGGACCCCCGCCGCCCGGACCUCCCGGCGGGCCCGGGCCGGCCGGCCUCAUCCCGCCUCCGACGGGGCCCCGCAAUCCCAACAACACGCUGGUGGACGAGCUGGAAGCGUCCUUCGAGGCCUGCUUCGCCUCGCUGGUCAGCCAGGACUACGUGAACGGCACCGACCAGGAGGAGAUCCGCACCGGUGUCGAUCAGUGCAUCCAGAAAUUUCUGGAUGUCGCAAGGCAAACUGAAUGCUUUUUUCUACAAAAAAGACUGCAGCUGUCCGUCCAGAAACCAGAACAAGUAAUUAAAGAGGAUGUUUCAGAGUUAAGAAAUGAAUUACAAAGAAAAGAAGCAUUAAUUCAGAAGCAUUUGAGUAAACUGCGACACUGGCAACAAGUCCUGGAGGACAUCAGUGUACAGCACAAAAAACCUGCAGAAAUGCCCCAAGGUCCCUUAGCGUACCUGGAACAGGCAUCUGCUAAUAUUCCUGCUCCAAUGAAGCAAACAUGAAAACCUGAUAGUCUUUUUACUUCAUCUGCUUUUUGUAUAAUGUAAUUUGUACUACAAAUAUUAACAGUUAAGAUGGAAUUAAGUUAAAUAAAUACUCUUUUUUGGAGAAAAAAGCACUUGGGUUUUAUAUUUAGGUUGAAAGUAUACAGAGUUCCUGUUCAGAAUGCUUUCUGGUAGAAGUGUACUUUCCACAAUACAUCCUGUUCCUUCUGGAAAGGAUGGUCCUAGCUUUUCCCUGAUUGUAUCUUGCUAGUAUGAUGCAAAUACACACAAAGGUUCUUGUUAGGAUGGAUGGAUGUCUCUCUGCAAGUGCUUAAUUUCUUCAUGUAGCUGAGGAGUAAGAUGGGAUUCAAAUCCUUCAGCAGUUGCAGAUGAGCUAUCCAGUCUAUAACACUAGACUGCUAGUUGGACAAUUCCCUCCCCCUGUGUUUGUUGAGGAAUUACCUGAAUGUUAUUUUAUUUGCAGGUGCCUUUUUUGUGAAUAGCACCAUUCCUUCCCAGCAAUAAGGUGGUUAGUGUGGCUUGAUAAAUUCAGUCAUUUUGGUGGGUGUCAGAACAAUAUGGGGACAAUGUAUGCAGUUCCCAUAAAUCUGGAAGUCUGUGCCUCAGUCUGACUCACACUUCAGCAUGACAGCACUAUUUUGCAAGCCAUGAAAGUUGGUCACUUACAAGCGAGUUUUAAUGUUCGUACUUACAUACUAUCCUGAUUCAUCAGGCUGACUGUUACACGUGUUGAAGUGCACCAGGAACAUUACAUGACAAUACUACACCAAACAAUUCAUUAAGCUAAGCAGAAAAUAUUUCUAAAACAGCUUGCUUACUAUUCUUAGAUGUGUAUCACAUGCUGCUCAGCAUAAAACAGCUUUAACAAGAAACCAAUUUAAAACAAAAUUACAUUACUAUGCAGAAAAACAGCUGAUGAAGCAAGCAUAUAAACCUAGAGAAAUCACUUAUAAAUAAUAUCUUCAUCUGGAGUCUGUAGCAGGACAUUAGAGGACAAAAUGAAUAUUUAAUGUAAUUGUGGAAUGGUACAUUCUCUUGAGUAAAAAGUCAUUUUACAUAGCAGUAUUAAGAAUUUUGCUUUUUCUUCAUUUUUUACAGAGAUUAUUAAAAAAAUGCAUUUUGCUGAAAUCUGUGCCUGUAAUUCCAUUAUAAUCAGAUGUAAGAGAGUGCUGUUGUUACUAACAAUAUCCUUGGAAAUUAUUUCAAUACUUUUCGUUGCAAAACUUAUUAGAUUAACAUUCCCUAAGAGAAAAUAAACAGCUCUUCUAGUAAA